This is a messenger RNA of Fimicolochytrium jonesii, 435 nucleotides long. RefSeq names its product dUTP diphosphatase. The record is from RefSeq and is a predicted model, not a curated record. The coding region runs from base 1 to 435 and encodes 144 amino acids. Gene Ontology annotation, biological process: dUTP catabolic process; dUMP biosynthetic process. Gene Ontology annotation, molecular function: dUTP diphosphatase activity; magnesium ion binding. The transcript has 4 exons. Lineage: Eukaryota; Fungi; Chytridiomycota; Chytridiomycetes; Spizellomycetales; Powellomycetaceae.
AUGUACGCCCCGUUACUCGUCAAGCGUCUGAGCGAGAAGGCCAGGUUGCCUACUAGGGGAAGCGCGUUCGCUGCUGGUUAUGAUCUUUACAGCGCAAAGGACGUAGUAAUUCCCGCCCACAACCGCGCCGUCGUCCCCACCGACAUCUCCAUCGCCGUGCCCGCAGGAACCUACGGCCGCGUGGCACCUCGCAGCGGGUUGGCCGUCAAGCACUUUAUCGAUACCGGUGCCGGGGUCGUUGAUGCAGACUACAGGGGACCUCUGGGUGUUGUGUUGUUCAACUUUGGCGAGAACCCUUUUGAAAUCAAGGAGGGUGACAGGAUCGCGCAACUGGUGCUGGAGAAGAUUGUGACGCCCGAUGUGAUGGAGGUCGAGAAUCUUGAGGAGACGGUCCGUGGCGCCGGGGGAUUCGGAUCAACAGGCGUGUCGUUGUGA